AUAAUAAAUAUUUAUUCAAAUACUAUUUGACUCUUCAGGUUACUUAUUACACUUUCACAUCAAACAACUUUCCAUCUGACCACAAGUACAAAAACAGAGAUAUUUCACUGAGAUUAACUAUCAAUGUCUCAAACGUCUUCCAUGUCUUUAACAGAGAGGGUUUAUAAUCAUCUUUGUCUUUCCGAUGCUUCUCUCGCGUUGUUGGGACUCUUUGUUUUCUGUUGCCUCCGUGAGAAGAUAACCAAAAAGGAGGGGCCAACGAUAUGGCCAGUGUUUGGAAUCACUCCAGAGUUCUUCUUUCACAGGAAUGAAGUCUAUAGUUGGGUCACAAGGUGUUUAACAAAAUGCCAAGGUACAUUUCUCUAUAACGGAAUGUGGCUUAGUGGCUCUUCUGGAGCUGUGACUUGUGUCCCUGCGAAUGUCGAGUACAUGCUCAAGACUAAUUUCAAGAACUUCCCCAAAGGCACCUUCUUUAAAGACCGGUUCACUGAUCUGCUCGAGGAUGGUAUCUUUAAUGCUGAUGCUGAGUCUUGGAAGGAGCAACGACGGAUCAUCAUAACCGAAAUGCAUUCAACCCGGUUCGUGGAGCAUUCCUUUAAGACAACACAAGACUUGGUAAGGGAGAAGCUGUUGAAGGUGAUGGAGAGUUUCGCAAAGUCACAAGAGGCUUUCGACCUCCAAGAUGUGCUCUUGCGCUUGACAUUUGACAACAUCUGCAUCGCGGGUCUAGGUGAUGACCCUGGAACUCUGGAUUCUGAUCUUCCCCUUGUUCCAUUCGCUCAAGCUUUUGAAGAAGCAACGGAAUCUACACUGUUUAGAUUCAUGAUUCCUCCUUUUAUAUGGAAGUCCCUGAGGUUCCUCGACAUCGGGUAUGAGAAAAGUCUCAGGAAAGCUGUUGAGGUUGUUCAUGAGUUUGUAGACAAGAUAGUUGUGGAUCGUAUCUGCAAGCUCAAGGAGGAAAAAACGUUAGGUAACAGAUCCGAUGUCCUCUCAAGAAUUAUUGAGGUAGAAAGUCACAAGAAGACUGAUGAAAAAGAUCCUUCCANGGUUUAUUAUUUUAUAAUGAUUUCAAUAAAUAAAAGUUUAUUNAGAGACACAAGUUCAGUUGCACUUACAUGGUUCUUCUGGGUGAUACAGAAACACCCAGAAGUUAAAAACAAAAUCAUCCGUGAGAUUAGAGAAAUAUUGAAAAAGCGAGGGGAUCAUCAAGAAACAAGCAAAAACGAGAGUCUCUUCACGGUCAAAGAACUAAACGACAUGGUAUAUCUACAAGCAGCACUUUCAGAGACCAUGAGACUUUACCCUCCAAUACCAAUGGAAAUGAAACAAGCCACUGAAGACGAUGUUUUCCCGGAUGGGACUUUCAUACGUAAAGGUUCACGGGUUUACUUUGCAACUUACGCCAUGGGAAGGACAGAAUCCAUUUGGGGAAAAGACUGUGAAUCAUUCAAACCAGAGAGAUGGAUCCAAGCAGGGAACUUUGUGAGCGAUGACCAAUUCAAAUACGUUGUGUUUAACGCUGGACCAAGGCUGUGUUUAGGGAAAACAUUUGCUUACCUACAGAUGAAGACAGUGGCUGCUUCAGUCUUGUUAAGAUACUCAAUCAAAGUUGUUAAAGAUCAUAUCGUUGUCCCCAGAGUUACAACAACCUUGUACAUGAAGCACGGUCUCAAGGUAACCAUCUCGCCAAAGUCCCUGGAAGAGAAGAUACACAUUCAAGACUAAGAUGAUUCACAGAAAACAGAGAAUGUUGUAUGAGAAGGUACUCAAGUCAUGUUCCCCUGUAGAAGGGUUUGCAAAAAGAUAAAUACUUUUUCAUGUUUAGUAUCCAAAACCACAAUGUAACAUCUUCACCUUC
Camelina sativa (false flax) is the source of this 1858-nucleotide messenger RNA. The record is from RefSeq and is a predicted model, not a curated record. Lineage: Eukaryota; Viridiplantae; Streptophyta; Magnoliopsida; Brassicales; Brassicaceae.